AUGGAGCAAUCCCCAAGUGUCGACGCAGGCGGGCAAAAACAACCCCCCAAAUCUACCCAACAAGAAUCUAUCCGGUUUGGAAUCGAUCAGAUUCUCGGCGCAUCUGAUCCAGAGAGCGGUCAGUUAAAGAGAAGUCGUAGCGUUUCAGAGAGUAGUAGUAUCGACAGCUACAGUCUGGGAAGCCCAGUGAGAACUACUGGGGGCCCUUACACCGCACUCUCGGUCUCUCUGACCAGUACAACGGGCCGGUUGGAGGAAUCCGGGAUAUAUGGGGUGAACAGAAGCCUGGUGCCGAGAGGCGUGAUCCGUGUGCCUGCACACAGACCACUGACAGCCGCGGUGCCACCGCCUGUGGUGAGUGCAGUGCCGGGGUUCGGGAGUCUGUGCUUCCCAUGGAUGGAGAGUAACCGCAGAUUGGCAAAAGACAGGCUACCAGCUCUCAUCCCUUUCACGGUGACCAGGCGCAUCGGACACCCGUAUCAGAACCGGACUCCGCCAAAAAGGAAAAAACCUCGGACCUCCUUCUCCCGUGUGCAGAUCUGUGAACUCGAGAAGCGUUUUCACAGGCAAAAAUAUCUAGCAAGCGCUGAACGAGCUGCUUUGGCCAAAACUCUCAAAAUGACUGAUGCACAAGUUAAGACCUGGUUUCAAAACCGCAGGACGAAGUGGCGGCGUCAGACAGCUGAGGAGAGAGAGGCAGAGAGACAGCAGGCCAACAGGAUGCUGCUGCAGCUGCAAGCGGACGCUCUCCAGAAGUCUCUGGGUGAAUCGGUGCCAUCAGACCCGCUUUGCGUUCAUAACUCAUCCUUGUUUGCUCUCCAGAACCUGCAGCCCUGGGCCCAGGAUGGACCUAACAAAGCUGGCGGCACUGCAAGUUCACUCACCUAG
This is a messenger RNA of Chanos chanos (milkfish), 888 nucleotides long. RefSeq names its product T cell leukemia homeobox 3a (gene tlx3a). Gene Ontology annotation, cellular component: nucleus. Gene Ontology annotation, molecular function: DNA-binding transcription factor activity, RNA polymerase II-specific; RNA polymerase II cis-regulatory region sequence-specific DNA binding. The record is from RefSeq and is a predicted model, not a curated record. The transcript is spliced from 3 exons. Gene Ontology annotation, biological process: animal organ development; regulation of transcription by RNA polymerase II. Lineage: Eukaryota; Metazoa; Chordata; Actinopteri; Gonorynchiformes; Chanidae. Bases 1 to 888 code for a protein of 295 amino acids.